AUGGCAGCUUCUCCGGUUAAUUUCCUCUUUGGAUUUUUGUUACUUUCCGUUACAUUAUGGCUACUUUUCAUAUCUGCUUCCAGAUUAAUGGCCUGGAUUUUGAGUUGGAUUUUGGGAGCAUCUGUUAAAUUUCGUGUUGGUGGGUGGAAAUGUUUAAGGGACGUGGUAGUGAAGUUUAAAAAGGGUGCUGUUGAAACUGUAUCUGUUGGUGAAAUUAAGCUCAGCUUACGGCAGUCGCUGGUCAAACUUGGCGUGGGUUUUAUGUCCCGGGAUCCAAAGCUGCAAGUGUUAAUAUGUGACUUAGAAGUUGUGAUGAGGCCUUCAAUUAAAAGCACGGGGAAGAAGAAAACUCGGAAAUCCCGUGCUUCAGGAAGAGGGAAGUGGAUGAUUGUAGGCAAUAUAGCAAGAUAUCUGUCAGUUUGUGUGACUGAUCUGGUUCUGAAGACACCAAAAUUUACUGUCGAUAUCAAAGAAUUGAAUGUGGAUAUAUCUAAAGAUGGUGGAUCUAAAUCAAGUUUGUUAGUUAGACUACAAAUAUUACCUAUUCUUGUUCACAUUGGUGAGCCGCGGGUUAGUUGUGACCAGUUAUCUAAUUUAAAUGGCGGAGGAUGCAGUUCUUCGUGCCAGGCAUCCUUUGCUGCUUUAGAAAGGUCUUCCGCCCCUUUUACCUGUGAAAAGUUUUCAGUCUCUUGUGAAUUUGGCCAUGAUAGGGAAGCUGGUAUAGUUAUCAAGAAUGUGGACAUUUCCAGUGGAGAGGUUACAUUGAAUUUAAAUGAGGAGUUGCUUUUGAAAAGCAAGAGUUCAUCAAAGUCUUCUUCUAACUCCAACAGUGUUUUAGGGUCACAAGAUGAUUCUGUAAGCAAUAAAAAACCAUCAAAGAAGCAGCAAAGACUCGCAGCCUUCUCCAAGUACAGUUCUAUGUUUCCUGAAAAGGUCAACUUCAAUCUACCAAAGUUGGAUGUGAAUUUUGUGCAUCGUGAACAUGGUCUUUCUAUUGAAAACAACAUCACUGGUAUCCAAUUGAAAAGCACUAAAUCUCGAUCUACUGAGGAUGUUGGAGAGAGUACACGCCUUGAUUUUCAACUGGAGUUUAGUGAAAUUCAUCUUCUCAGAGGAGCUGGUUCUUCCAUUCUGGAGAUAUUAAAGUUGGAUUUGGUUUCUUUUGUAUAUAUCCCUGUACAGCCAAUUUUACCUGUUAGAGCUGAAACUGAAAUCAAGCUAGGAGGUACUCAGUGCAACGUCAUGAUGAACCAGCUAAAGCCAUGGCUUCUCCUUCAUUUUUCUAAGAAGAAAAAAAUGGUUCUUAGAGAAGAAACUUCUGUUGUUGCAAAGCCACAAUCAACUGAUGGCGAGAUCAUCAUGUGGACAUGCAAUGUCUCGGCUCCUGAGAUGACAAUAGUGCUUUUCGACAUGGUUGGUUCACCAGUGUAUCAUGGAUGCUCACAAUCAUCACAUCUGUUUGCAAACAACAUUUCGAAUACGGGGAUGACAGUACAUGUUGAACUUGGAGAGUUAAAUCUCCACAUGGCUGACGAAUAUCAAGAGUUCUUGAAAGAAAGUGUUUUUGGUGUGGAAUCGAAUUGUGGCUCUAUUAUGCACAUUGCAAAGGUUAGUUUGGAUUGGGGGAAAAAGGACAUGGAAUUGCCUGAAGAUAAUGGUCCCAGGCUAUGUUUAUCAAUUGAUGUGACUGGAAUGGGAGUUUAUCUAACUUUCAAACGAAUAGCGUCACUCAUUUCAACAGCCAUAUCAUUUCAAGCUUUAUUAAAAACCCUAUCUACUUCAAAGAAAAAAUUGUCUCACAGCCAAGGGCGUUUAUCAAAACCUUCAGGGAAGGGAACUCAGAUUUUGAAAUUCAAUCUUGAGAGGUGUUCUGUAUAUAUUUGGGGUGAGACUGGGUUGGAUAAUGCGACUGUUCCAGACCCGAAGCGUGUUAAUUAUGGUUCACAAGGUGGUAGAGUUAUAAUAGAUGUCUCAGAAGAUGGUACCCCACGCAAUGCCCACAUAAUGCCCACUAUUUCCAAUGAAUUCCAGAAGCUUAAGUACUCUGUCUCUCUUGAAAUCUUUCAAUUCAAUUUGUGCACGAACAAAGAGAAACAGUCCACUCAGAUUGAACUUGAAAGAGCCAGAUCUGUCUAUCAGGAAUAUAUGGAGGAAAAUCGGCCAGUAACAAAGGUGGCAUUGUUUGAUAUGCAGAAUGCUAAAUUUGUACGGCGAUCUGGUGGCCUAAAACAGAUUGCUGUCUGUUCUCUUUUCAGUGCUACUGACAUCACUCUUAGGUGGGAGCCUGAUGUACAUCUAUCACUAAUUGAACUUGUAUUGCAACUGAAGUUACUUGUACAUAACAGCAAGCUUGAACACAUGGGAGAUGCAUCUCGCGGACGAGAUGCUAAUUGGAAACAAGAUGCUACCACUGAAUCAGGACAUCUUGAAAAGCAGAAGCAUAAAGAAUCAAUUUUUGCUGUUGAUGUAGAAAUGUUAAGUAUUUCGGCUGGGCUAGGAGAUGGAGUUGAUGGUAUGGUUCAGGUGCAGUCAAUAUUCUCUGAAAAUGCUCGUAUAGGAGUGCUCCUUGAAGGACUUAUGCUUAGUUUUAAUGGGGCUAGGAUCUUCAAGAGUAGUCGAAUGCAAAUUUCACGAAUUCCCAGUGUCUCUGCUAGUGCAUCUGAUGCAAAAGGGCAUGUGGUCACUACAUGGGAUUGGGUAAUUCAAGGUCUUGAUGUUCACAUUUGCAUGCCAUACAGAUUGCAAUUGCGUGCCAUUGAUGAUGUCAUUGAGGAUAUGUUACGAGGUUUGAAGCUCAUAAUUGCUUCAAAGACAAAUUUGAUUUUUCCAAUGAAGAAAGAUAGCUCUAAAGUUAAGAAACCCAGUUCUGUUCAAUUUGGAUGCCUUAAAUUUUGUAUACGCAAGUUAACUGCUGAUAUUGAAGAGGAACCAAUCCAGGGAUGGCUUGAUGAACACUAUCAGUUACUGAAGAAGGAGGCUGGUGAGUUAGCUAUCCGGAUGAAUUUUCUAGAUGAAUUAAUAUCGAAGGCGAAACAUGGUCCUAAAUCUACUGACACCAUUAGUUCUUCUCAAGAAGGAAAAUUUUCUUUUAACAAUAUUGAGGUUGAUGUAAAAGAUGCUACUACUGUUGAAUCCAUAAGAGAAGAAAUUUAUAAAAGAUCAUUCCGAUCAUAUUACCAGGCAUGCCAAAAUCUAGUAUUAUCGGAAGGGUCAGGUGCUUAUAGAGAAGAUUUCCAGGCUGGUUUCAGACCCAGUACUUCGAGGACUUCUCUUCUUUCUAUAACUGCACUAGAUUUAGAUCUAAGCUUGAAAAAAAUUGAUGGUGGAGACGCUGGGAUGAUUCAGGUUCUGAAGAAGCUUGAUCCUGUUUGUCUUGAAAAUGAUAUACCAUUCUCUCGACUGUAUGGGACAAAUAUCCUCCUAAAUACGGGCUCUCUUGUGGUUCAGCUUCGGAAUUACACAUUUCCUCUUUUCUCCGGAAGUUCCGGUAAAUGUGAAGGCCGUCUUGUGUUGGCUCAGCAGGCAACUAGCUUUCAGCCACAAAUAUAUCAAGAUGUCUAUGUUGGGAAGUGGAGAAAGGUUCGCAUGCUACGAUCGGCCAGUGGUACUACUCCACCUAUAAAGACAUAUUCGGAUUUGCCAAUACAUUUCCAGAAAGGCGAGGUAUCUUUUGGGGUGGGUUAUGAACCAGCUUUUGCUGAUGUUAGCUAUGCUUUCACUGUAGCACUUCGGAGGGCUAACCUAAGUGUAAGGAAUCCUGGUCCACUUAUUUCGCCACCAAAAAAGGAGCGGAGUUUACCAUGGUGGGAUGACAUGAGAAAUUACAUACAUGGAAAAGUUUCCCUACUGUUUUCUGAAUCAAGAUGGAAUAUUUCAGCAACUACAGAUCCAUAUGAAAAGGUUGACAAACUUCAAAUUGUAAGCAGCUGUAUGGAAAUUCACCAGUCUGAUGGUCGCGUUUUUGUUUCUGCCAAAGAUUUUAAGUUUCUAUUAAGUAGUUUGGAAAGUUUGGCAAAUCGAUGUGGUUUCAAAAUUCCAACAGGAGUCUCUGGUGCAUUUUUGGAAGCCCCUAUCUUUACUCUUGAAGUUACAAUGGACUGGGAAUGUGGAUCUGGAGAUCCCAUGAAUCAUUAUUUAUUUGCACUACCAGCUGAAGGCAAACCUCGCGAGAAAGUGUUUGAUCCCUUCAGAUCGACUUCUUUUUCUCUCCGAUGGAACUUCUCUCUUAGACCCUUUCCUCUUUCAUUAGAAAAACAUUUCCCAGCUUCCUUUUCUAGAGAUAAUACUGAAGGAGGUGCUACUGUAUUUGAUCCUCCUCAUGUAUCUCAAAAUGUUUCACGCAUGUCCCCUACGUUUAACUUUGGAGCUCAUGAUCUUGCAUGGAUAUUAAGAUUCUGGAAUUUGAACUACAAUCCUCCACAUAAGCUGCGGAGCUUCUCUCGUUGGCCGCGUUUUGGAGUUUCGAGAGUUGCCAGGUCAGGCAAUCUUUCACUAGAUAAAGUGAUGACUGAAUUCAUGCUUCGUCUAGAUGCCACCCCAGCUUCUAUUAAGAACAUGCCUUUAGAUGAUGAUGAUCCAGCCAAAGGACUGACUUUCACAAUGACAAAACUAAAAUAUGAACUGUGUUAUAGUAGGGGCAAGCAAAAAUAUACUUUUGAAAGCAAGCGUGAUAUUCUUGAUCUUGUUUACCAGGGUCUUGACUUUCAUAUGCUCAAAGCUUUCAUAAAUAAGGAAGCCUCUGCUAGUGUUGCUAAAGUAGUUAACAUGAUACUGAAAAGUUCACAAUCUAUAUCAACAGACAAAGUCACCUCUGACAAAGGUUACAUGACAGAGAAAAAUCGUGAUGAUGGGUUUCUAUUGUCCUCUGAUUACUUCACUAUCAGAAGACAAUCCUCAAAGGCCGAUCCUGCCAGGUUACUAGCGUGGCAAGAAGCAGGGAGAAGAAAUGUUGAGAUGACAUAUGUACGGUCUGAGUUUGAAAAUGGGAGUGAAACUGACGAACAUGUGCGGUCUGACCCAAGUGAUGAUGAUGGUUACAAUGUGGUAAUAGCUGACGGUUGUCAGCGUGUGUUUGUCUAUGGUCUUAAGCUUUUGUGGACUAUUGAAAACAGAGAUGCUGUUUGGGCUUGGGUUGGUGGCCUAUCCAAAGCCUUUGAGCCUCCUAAGCCUUCUCCAUCUCGGCAAUAUGCACAGAGGAAAUUACUUGAGGAAAACAAAAAGCAUGAUAGAUCCGAUUUAGGUCAAGAUGAUGUUUCAAAGUGUCCUGCCAAUGGUAAAAUUUCUAAGUCUCCCUCUUCUCAGCAAGCAGGUACGUCCGGGUCAAUUUCAUCUCCAUCAAAUUCAGUUAAGGAGGACACUUUGCUAUCUGCUAAGAUGGAGAACAUAGAUGAUUCAGAUGGGACUCGACACUUCAUGGUGAAUGUCAUUGAGCCACAAUUUAAUCUUCACUCGGAGGAUGCAAAUGGUAGGUUUCUGCUGGCUGCUGUCAGUGGCCGUGUUUUGGCUCGGUCGUUUCAUUCUGUCCUUCAUGUUGGUUAUGAGAUGAUUGAGAAAGCUUUUGGUGCCACGGACGUACAUAUUGGUGAAUACCAACCUGAAAUGACAUGGAAAAGAAUGGAGUUCUCUGUUAUGUUGGAGCACGUACAAGCUCAUGUUGCACCAACAGAUGUUGAUCCUGGAGCUGGAUUGCAGUGGCUUCCUGAAAUUCUUAGAAGUUCUCCAAAAGUAAUGCGUACGGGUGCUCUUCUCGAGAGAGUUUUUAUGCCCUGUGAUAUGUAUUUUAGGUACACAAGGCACAAAGGGGGCACUCCAGAACUGAAAGUGAAACCUUUGAAGGAGCUCACAUUCAAUUCUCGUAAUAUAACGGCAACAAUGACAUCUCGCCAGUUUCAGGUCAUGCUGGAUGUGUUGAUCAAUCUUCUCUUUGCACGCCUUCCAAAGCCUCGAAAAAGUAGCCUGUCCUUUCCGGCCGAAGAUGAUGAUGAUGUUGAAGAAGAAGCAGAUGAGGUGGUUCCUGAUGGUGUUGAAGAGGUGGAGCUUGCAAAAAUUAAUCUUGAAAAAAGACAAAGGGAACAAAAGUUGAUUCUUGAUGAUAUUCGAAAAUUGUCUCUUUGGUGUGACUCUUCUGGAGAUGUACAUGCUGAAAAGGAAAGUGACUCGUGGAUGAUAACUGGUGGAAGAUCUAUGCUGGUCCAAGGAUUGAAGAGAGACCUAUUAAGUGCACAAAAAUCUAGAAAGGCAGCAUCUGUAGCACUAAGGCUAGCUCUUCAAAAAGCUGCGCAGCUAAGGUUGACAGAGAAGGAGAAGAACAAAAGUCCUUCAUAUGCUAUGCGGAUAUCUCUGCAAAUUAAUAAAGUUGUUUGGAGCAUGCUUGUUGAUGGUAAAUCCUUUGCUGAAGCCGAGAUCAAUGACAUGAUAUAUGAUUUCGACCGGGAUUACAAGGAUGUCGGUGUUGCUCAGUUUACGACAAAAUAUUUUGUUGUCAGAAACUGCCUGCCUAAUGCCAAGUCUGAUAUGCUUUUGUCAGCAUGGAAUCCUCCGUCUGAAUGGGGAAAAAAAGUGAUGCUUCGGGUUGAUGCACAACAGGGAGCUCCAAGAGAUGGAAAUUCUUCUCUUGAACUUUUCCAGGUAGAGAUUUAUCCCCUUAAGAUCCAUUUAACAGAGACGAUGUACAGAAUGAUGUGGGAGUAUUUCUUUCCAGAAGAAGAACAAGAUUCCCAACGGAGGCAGGAAGUUUGGAAGGUUUCUACCACUGCUGGUGCAAGGCGUGUAAAGAAAACAUCGCUCCUUGAAGGUUCUGCUUCGAGUAGUCACUCAGUAAAAGAGACCGAGGCCUCAUCUAAAUCUGGCAUAUCUGCAAUGCUAUUUCCUGCAACAAGUCAGCUUCCUGUCCACGCUGUAUCAGCUCAAAUAACCAAAGUGCAAAGUGCCAAAGAAAACCCUAGUACUAGUAUAACCCCUGAGUUGAGAAGGACAUCAUCUUUUGACCGAAGUUGGGAAGAGACUGUUGCCGAAUCUGUAGCUAAUGAACUUGUUUUGCAAAGUUUCUCUUCCUCAAAAGAUGUUCCAUGUAGUUCUGCCGAGCAACAAGAUGAAGCCAAGAAUAAAUCAAAAGAUUCCAAAGGUGUUAAAGGUGGCCGCUCAUCUCAUGAAGAAAAAAAGGUGGCUAAGUCACAUGAAGAGAAGAGAUCAAGGCCACGGAAAAUGAUGGAGUUUCACAACAUCAAAAUUAGCCAGGUGGAAUUAUUGGUUACAUAUGAAGGACAGAGGAUUGUUGUAAAUGAUCUCAAGUUACUUAUGGAUCAAUUUCACCGGCCGGAGUUUACUGGGACUUGGCGAAAACUCUUUUCCAGAGUUAAGAAGCACAUCAUCUGGGGGGUCCUGAAGUCUGUGACUGGAAUGCAGGGUCGGAAAUUUAAAGAUAAAGGUCAGAGUCAGCCUACAGGAGCUGGUGUUCCUGAAAUCGACCUCAAUUUUAGUGACAAUGAAGGCCAAGGAGGAAAGUCUGAUCAAUAUCCGCCAUCUUGGCCCAAGCGUCCAGGUGAUGGUGCAGGUGAUGGAUUUGUGACAUCUAUUAGAGGACUAUUCAGUACUCAGCGUCGCAAGGCAAAGGCAUUUGUGCUCCGAACUAUGAGGGGUGAAGCAGAAAAUGAUUUUCCAGGUGAUUGGAGUGAAAGCGAUAUGGAAUUCUCUCCUUUUGCUAGGCAGCUGACCAUUACAAAAGCUAAAAAACUUAUUAGGAGGCACACUAAGAAGUUCCGCUCCAGAGGACAAAAAGGUUCAUCUUCCCAACAAAGAGAAUCGUUACCAUCAUCUCCAAGAGAGACAACCACAUUUGACAGUGAUUCUUCUAGCGGAUCCUCACCAUAUGAAGAUUUUCACGAAUAG
This is a messenger RNA of Lathyrus sativus (Indian pea), 7887 nucleotides long. Lineage: Eukaryota; Viridiplantae; Streptophyta; Magnoliopsida; Fabales; Fabaceae. The record is from the annotation of a GenBank genome assembly.